AGCGCCGAGUUUCCGGAACCGCCUUCUCGGAGGCUCCAGCUCCCGGGUCUCCUCGCCACGAGCUUUUCCUCCUUACCGAGAGGAGGAGCUCGUGCGCCCGUCUCGGCCCGGAGCCAGGCAGGGGCGACGCCUCCAGGUAGAACGGAGGAGCUGCAGGAGGCAGCUGCCCUUCGUGCAGGCCCAGACCUGGAGAAACCAAGGCGGGUGUAGUCGCGAUGGAAGCCGGCGGGUCGCAGGGCGGCGUCGGCGUGGCCGGGCAAACUAAGCGGCCGGAGGACGUCAAACCUUGCGAGUCGGCCGUCGGCGCUGCCCAGGCCGCCUCGGCCCAAGACAGUUGCAUCUUCUGCCGAAUCGUAGGGCAGAAGGACCCCAACACCGAACUCCUGUACUGUGAGAAUGAAGAUCUAGUUUGCUUUAAAGAUAUCAAGCCAGCUACACUUCAUCAUUAUCUUGUAGUGCCAAAACAGCAUAUUGGAAACUGCAAAGAUCUACAGAGAAGUGAUAUAAAAUUGGUUGAGAGCAUGGUAAGUGCUGGAAAAGCUAUUCUUGAGAAGAAUGACUUCACUGAUUUCAACAAUGUGAGAAUGGGCUUCCAUGUGUCACCAUUCUGUUCAAUUUAUCACUUGCACCUUCAUGUUCUGGCACCAGUAGAUCAGCUUAGUUUCUUAUCAAGACUGAUUUAUAGAGUGAACUCCUACUGGUUUAUUACAGCUGAUCAUUUGAUUUCAAAACUAAAAGCAUGAAAAUGUCAGCAUUGGAAGAUUUUCCUAAUCGUGGCUCAGCAUAAACAAAUAUUUUAUUUGCUUUGAAGCUUAAUUUAAUGCUUGUUGAAUUUUAUAAGAUGUUACUCUGGAUAGCUCUAAAUGUUUUCUGAGUGUGUUUACUGAAAUCUGUGGCAUUGCUACAUGAAACUUGGUCAUUGACUUCUCUGUUUUAAUUGUUACUUGCCUAAGAUAUAAGAUACUAUGGCUACAAUCCCAUUAAAACAAAUUCUACCUAUCAAGAAGGGCUCUCUAUAGUUUUUUAAAAGUUGAAAUAUUUAAAUUUCUGAUUAGUCAGUUUACUAUAAUUUAUUUACAAAGAAUAAACUGGUAGAGUGUUUUGUUGGAAAUUUUAUUACCACGUAGAAAACCAAACUAUUUCAUAAUAGUUCUAUAAUUUUACACAUGUAAUUUCAAGGAGUACCAUAAAUAUGCAAUGUCCAUUGAUUUUAUUUGAUGUAAAUACAUCACUUUUUAUUCAGCUUUCAGAUGCUAGUUUUCAUUUCUUGAAGCUUACCUUCUUUAUAACAAAUUAAUUUUGAAAGUUAUACAAUAUAUUCUAAAAAUUAGUAUAUUUCUAAAAAUGAAUUUGCCAUAGUGGUCAGUUUGGCUAUCCAAGAGAAUUCACUGUAAUGGAAUUUAGCCUGUGAGAAGAUAAGGGGGGGGGGAAUACAAAAUAUUUAAUAUAUUAAUAUCUUAAAAUGGGUGGAAAUUGCUUUUAAAACUUAUACUCAUGGAAGGCUAAAUUAAAAAGUGGUUUGGGGCCAGAGACUUAGAACAGUAGUAGGGCAUUUACCUUGCAAGCAGUCAAUAUAGGAUGGGCCGUGGUUCAAAUCCCGGCAUCCCUGCCAGGAACGAUUUCUGAGUGCAGAGUCAGAAGGGGGGGAUUGUUUUUUCAUGCUAACUUUUAGUGACAGUAAUGAAAGUGAAUUAAGUAUAGGUACUAAAUCAAAUCCUACUGUGCUAAUAAGAGUAUCAUGUGCAUGAAUAUAAAUGAACAAAAUGAUUAAAGUAUUGAUGUUAAAAAUAGGCUAUGAUAAUGCAUUUUGUCAUAAUAUUAAACUUUAAAAUUAUGUAA
Messenger RNA from Suncus etruscus (white-toothed pygmy shrew), 1839 nucleotides. RefSeq names its product histidine triad nucleotide binding protein 3 (gene HINT3). The transcript is spliced from 5 exons. The record is from RefSeq and is a predicted model, not a curated record. The coding region runs from base 216 to 743 and encodes 175 amino acids. Gene Ontology annotation, molecular function: catalytic activity. Lineage: Eukaryota; Metazoa; Chordata; Mammalia; Eulipotyphla; Soricidae.